CUAGUGUGCAAACGUGUGCCGGAGGGUCUUGGGUGCCUAUAGAUUGAGGAAACCCGAGGGUCUCCUUUUUGUAGAGUCCAUCCCUGGACUGGCCGGCGACUGUGGCCUGAUCCUCUUCAUCACCGGAAUUGUGUUUCCUGUAUAGCGGAAAGAGCCAAUGAACGUGCAACCCGUUGGUGUGUGUGCUCUUGCAACAGAAGCGUCUCUGUGCAAACACAGCUGCCGCCGACUGCGAUCGAGAUAAGGCCUCGAUGUGGGUGUGCGAGGAGGAGGAAACAGCACCCACUCCCAUCCUGCCUGGUUUCUCCCUCUUGGGCUCAGAAGCACCAUCCGCACCCGUGGCCGCCCUCCCCGUGGCACCAGGGCACGGCCAAGUGGUCCAAAACUCCACCAGAUGGGACUGGGCCUGAUCCUUCGGAGGAGGCGAGCAAAGUCCACGGAGACCCUGACGCCUGAGACAAAGGUCCUCCAAGGUCUACAGGAGGAGCCUGAGAUGGAUGGCCGAAAGCCCACCCUAAAAAGCUCCCAGAAGGUUUCCUUGCUCUCUUCCUCGGUGCGAACUGUCAUUCGCCUGCGGCGGACAACCCAACUCCUCAAGAAGGGCGUCCCAUCCAGAGAUCCUCCAUCCAAGCCCCUCCAGCGCCGGCAAUCCUUGGGUAAAGUCAAAGUGGGCAACCAAGCCAACUUCCAGAGUUCCCAGUAUUUUACUUUCGACACCUCUGCACAACCUCCACAAAGCAGCAGCAAGAAGAAGAAGAAGAGACCCAAGAACCCUCGGGUUUUGUACCCGGGAUGUUCUCGGAAAUACCUCCCGACGGAGCACAAGAGCAAAGCCAAGAGGUGCCUCCUCCUCCUGGUUGGCAUCGUCUGCUUCCAGAUCCUCAAUGCCAUUGAGAACUUGGACGACAACGUGGCCAAGUACGAUUUGGACGGGCUGGAGAAGACCAUGCGGAGGGAGGUCUUUGGGCAGGACUUGGCCGUGGAGGGCGUGAUGGGCCUGCUGAAGGACUACUUAGCCACCCACAUCCACAACAAGCCCUUGGUGAUCUCCUUCCAUGGUCCGAGCGGGGUUGGGAAGAGCCACGUGGGAUGGUUGCUCGCCAAACACUUCCGGUCCAUUAUGGGCCACGAAACGGUGCUCCAUUACUUCACCCAGCACCAUUGUCCCGAAGGCGUCCCCGCAAUGUCCUGCCAGUUGGAACUCUCCAAGAUGGUCACCGAGAUGGUCACCCAAGCGGAAGUAGAAGAAAAGAUCCCGUUGUUUAUUCUGGACGAGGUGGAGUCCAUGCCACCCGAUUUGCUGGAGACCCUUGGCAGGUUCUUCCACACCAACCAAACCAACGAGUUCCUCAACGCCGUCUAUAUCCUCAUCAGCAACCUUGGGGCCAAGGAGGUCACCGAUGUUCUUCUCCAGAACGUCACCAUGGACCUCCUUCAGGCCCAGAGGACGGCGGAGCAGCUUCGGACGGUCCUCAGCCCCGUUUUGAGCCAAAUCCACCCGCUUUGGAUGUCGGCGGAGAUCGUCCCCUUUGUGUUGCUGGAGAAGAGCCAUGUCCGGAGCUGUUUCUAUGAGGAGAUGAUGAGCGAAGGGAUCUAUCCGGAUCCCAACCACAUUGAGCGCUUGGUCAGUCAGCUGGGCUAUUACACCAAAGGGGAGCUGGAGUUGGCCGUCACAGGUUGCAAACCAGUUGUGGGCAAGGUGAAUCUGCUUUAAGGAAAGGUGAACAUCUCAGGACAACGUCCUACUUCUCUUUGUUAUUUGGAGAAUGUGUAGAGUGUAUCCAGUUACCGGAAGCAACGUAUUGUUACACGUAAACAAGUAACUGCAUGGUACAUUGAUGGAGACAACGAGUUGUUACAUGAAACACAUUUUUGCAAACAACGAGUUGUUAUAUGGAACACAUUUUUUCAAACAACGAGUUGUUACAUGGAACACAUUCUUGGAUACAACGGAUUGUUACAUGGAACACAUUCUUGGAUACAAUGGAUUGUUACAUGGAACACAUUCUUGGAUACAACGGAUUGUUACAUGGAACACAUUACCAAUUUUUGGUAACAAGGAUGAAACAAAGUGACAUUUCACACAUGCAACAAAAUGUCGGUGGAACACAUUGUUGGUGUAUCAACAUAGUUACUUUUCAACAUUACCAUUUCAGAGUCAUUUCGACCAGAAUGGUUCUUAUUUCUUCUGAAGUUCUUUUCCCAUCAAAAUGGAAACAAGCAAGAGCGACAAAUUACUUUGCAAAUGCAAGCUGCUUUGAGUUUCCUGCAGGAGAGAUAAAGUGGAUUAUAAAUAAAUAUGGUAAUAGUAAUAAUAAUAAUAAAGUGAGAGGAACAAAUUACAGUAGAGUCUCACUUAUCCAACACUCGCUUAUCCAACCUUCUGGAUUAUCCAACACAUUUUUGUAGUCAAUGUUUUCAAUACAUCAUGAUAUUUUGGUGCUAAAUUCGUAAAUACAGUAAUUACUACAUAGCAUUACUGCAUAUUGAACUACAGUAGAGUCUCACUUAUCCAACAUAAACGGGCCGGCAGAACGUUGGAUAAGCAAAUAUGUUGGAUAAUAAGGAGAGAUGAAGGAAAAGCCUAUUAAACAUCAAAUUAGGUUAUGAUUUUACAAAUUAAGCACCAAAACAUCAUGUUAUACAAUAAAUUUGACAGAAAAAGUAGUUCAAUAUGCAGUAAUGCUACGUAGUAAUUACUGUAUUUAUGAAUUUAGCACCAAAAAAAUCAUGAUAUAUUGAAAACAUUAACUACAAAAAUGCGUUGGAUAAUCCAGAAUGUUGGAUAAGCUAAUGUUGGAUAAGUGAGACUCUACUGUACUUUUCAACGUUACCAUUUCAGAGUCAUUUCGACCAGAAUGGUUCGGGGCUUGUGGCAUUCUCUUAUUUCUUCUGAAGUUCUUUUCCCAUCAAAAUGGAAACAAGCAAGAGUGAAAAAUUACUUUGCAAACGCAAGCUGUUUUGAGCUUCCUGCAGGAGAGAUAAAGUGGAUUAUAAAUAAAUAUAGUAAUAGUAAUAGUAAUAAUAAUAAUAAAGUGAGAGGAACAAAUUACUUCCAAAAAGUAACUAGCUGAUGUCAGAUUUUUCCUCCCAGUGAUUAAAUUUGUUUUCAAAUAACGAGAGGAAACUGGGCGUAUAUUUAGGAUUAAAGGAAGCUAUGGACUACUUUUCGUGAUAUGAAGCUGCUUUACUUUGCUCUCCUUCUCCUUGUUGAUCGCAAUAUUGACCAGUUUCUCUUUACAGAAGGAAAUUAAAAAUCUUUGGAAGCAC
Messenger RNA from Anolis carolinensis (green anole), 3270 nucleotides. It is a transcript of the gene tor4a, whose product is annotated as torsin family 4 member A. Lineage: Eukaryota; Metazoa; Chordata; Lepidosauria; Squamata; Anolidae. The transcript is spliced from 2 exons. The record is from RefSeq and is a predicted model, not a curated record. Gene Ontology annotation, molecular function: ATP hydrolysis activity; ATP binding. The coding region runs from base 395 to 1714 and encodes 439 amino acids. Gene Ontology annotation, cellular component: endoplasmic reticulum lumen; nuclear envelope.